Molecule: messenger RNA, 5398 nt
Organism: Hippocampus comes (tiger tail seahorse)
Lineage: Eukaryota; Metazoa; Chordata; Actinopteri; Syngnathiformes; Syngnathidae
Product: AFG3-like protein 1
Exons: 17
Coding region: 108-2423 (771 amino acids)
Biological process (GO): mitochondrial protein processing
Cellular component (GO): membrane; m-AAA complex
Molecular function (GO): metalloendopeptidase activity; ATP binding; zinc ion binding
Source: RefSeq, a predicted model, not a curated record
UCGUGGACCUGCUCCGGCUCCCAUUUACAGCGCAGCGCAGCACAGCUGUUUGUGUACGUGCUGUUAUGACAGUUUCCCAUUGAAGCCCAGACGAAGGUGCUGACACCAUGGGGCUUAUCACUGCCAGUGUCAGCAGCUUUCGGAACCGGGUACGAUCGGUUCGGACGUGGGGUCGAGACUUCACGUCCAUUUCAGCAACUUUUCGCGAUGGCAGAGUUUUCGAGCUGAAGACAUCACUGCUCCAAAGGAAAUGUGCAGCACUUCACCAAAACAGAUUCCCGUUUGUUCGUUCACUCAACUCUGGCAAACCACCAAGAGGGUUUGAAAAGUUCUUCCCAAAGAGCGAUGGGGCCACUGACGCCAACAAAUCAGUUGGCGAUAUAAAAAUCAAGGAGCAAGAACCUUUUAGAAAGCAGCAAGGGCAUAUGAAAAACAAGGGCAGUGAAGGACAAAGAGGUGGAAAAGAGGACAAAGAAUCAUACUGGUGGUCACGUUUUCAGGAUCAUUUUCCAUUGGAUGAAAAAGCUCUACGGAACCUCGCAAUUGGUGCAGCUGGCAUGGCUUCGGCAUUUUUCUACUUUUACUUCAGGGAGACUGGCAUCCAGAUCUCCUGGAAGGACUUUGUGCAUCACUACCUGAGUAGAGGCGUAGUUGAUCACCUGGAAGUCGUCAAUAAACAAUAUGUCAAAGUGAUUCCCGCCCGUGGCGUUAACACAUCAGAUGUGAGUUAUUUGUGGUUCAAUAUUGGCAGCGUGGAGUCAUUUGAGCAUAAGUUGGAAGCGGCUCACCGGGAACUGAGUUUGGACUCCACUUGCAAAGUACCUGUCGUCUACACCAGUGAGAGUGACGGGACGCUCUUGUAUCGUGUUCUCCCGACCUUCCUUCUGGUCAGCUUCUUGCUGCUGGCGGGACCCCGCAGGAGGAGAGGACGAGCACACCCCUUCAGUAUUGGCCAAUCCAAAGCCAAGCUCAUCAAAGACGAUGUCGGUGUUCGCUUCAAGGAUGUUGCAGGCUGUGAGGAAGCUAAACUGGAGAUUUUGGAGUUUGUCAACUUCCUGAAGAACCCUCAGCAAUACAAGGAACUCGGAGCCAAGAUCCCUAAAGGUGCAUUAUUGUCGGGUCCACCUGGAACAGGGAAGACCUUGCUUGCUAAGGCCACCGCGGGAGAAGCCCAGGUUCCUUUCAUCACUGUCAGUGGCUCAGAGUUCCAGGAAAUAUUUGUUGGCGUGGGUGCUGCAAGGAUCCGAGACACGUUUGCCAUGGCACGAAAAAAUGCCCCAUGCAUUCUCUUCAUUGAUGAAAUUGAUGCAGUGGGCAAAAAGCGGGGCGGAGGAAACUUUGGGGACCAGAGUGAACAAGAAAACACACUCAAUCAGUUACUGGUUGAAAUGCAUGGGUUCAAGAGCAGCACCAAUGUGGUCGUUUUGGCCGGGACCAAUCGAGCUGAGGUCCUGGAUCCAGCUCUGAUGAGGCCAGGGCGCUUUGAUCGCCACAUAUACAUUGGCCCGCCAGAUAUUAAAGGCAGAGCUUCCAUCUUUAAGGUGCAUCUGAGACCUUUAAAGUUGGACCCAAGGAUACAAGUUGAGGCUUUCGCUCGAAAGUUAGCCGCACUAACUCCAGGUUUUACUGGGGCUGACAUCGCCAAUGUUUGUAACGAGGCUGCUUUGAUAGCAGCACGCCAUCUAAACCAGCAUAUCAGCACUAAGCACUUUGAGCAGGCGGUCGAGAGGGUCGUUGGAGGUCUGGAGAAAAAGUCUCAGGUACUGCAGCUUCCAGAGCGGACCACUGUGGCAUAUCACGAGGCCGGGCAUGCUGUUGCUGGCUGGUUUCUAGAACACGCUGACCCACUAUUGAAGGUAUCUAUUGUUCCCAGAGGAAAGGGGCUGGGUUACGCUCAGUAUCUGCCCAAGGAGCAGCACCUGUUCACACAAGAGCAGCUCUUUGACCGAAUGUGCAUGAUGCUUGGCGGUCGAGUGGCUGAACAAGUUUUCUUUCGUCGGAUCACCACGGGGGCGCACGAUGACCUUCGGAAGGUCACGCAGUCAGCUUACGCGCAGGUUGUACAGUUUGGAAUGAGUGAAGCGGUGGGACAGGUGUCUUUUGAGCUCCCUCAGCGGGGUCUUAAGGUGACCGAGAAGCCUUUCAGCGAGCCUACAGCCCAACUCAUCGACCGGGAGGUCCGUCUGCUCAUUGACUCCGCCUACCAGCGAACGCUCCAGCUCGUCAUGGACAAAAAAGCAAUGGUGGAAAAGGUGGCAAAACGUCUCCUCGAGAGAGAGAUUCUAGAGAAGUCUGACAUGGUGGAGUUACUGGGGCCGCGUCCUUUUCGAGAGAAAUCCACAUAUGAGGAGUUUGUGGAAGAACUCGGGGGGGCCUGUAGGAGAACACCUCCCGACCUGAGGCCUGAAGAACUGGAACUGUGACAAAAAACACUUGCAGAAGGAGCAAAACAAAAUCCGCUGUUUAUUCGAACCAGCAUCAAGACAAACAACCAUUUGAGUUCAGGUGAACUCUCUUGGCAAGGAAAAAUGGUGAUCAAUGUUUUAUUGAUGUCACUGAAAUCCAAGCUGGAAUUUGAAGAAUGCCAUUUGUAGCCUUGUGACUUUUUUUUCCCUCUUUUUUAACCAAGUGCAGGAAAUAAGCUAUAACGUCAUGUCAUUUUAUGGCAUCAUUUUAUAAAAUAUAUUAUUCCAAAAUCCACAUUGCCUUAAAGUACACGCACACAAUUUCAUAGCCUGAGCAGGAUUGUUACACGAUCUAAUUCAGAUAUUGGUGAUGCAGUGUAAUGCCAACUGAAUUAUCUUUCUAUUACGUAAUAUCUUCCAAUCAGGCUUCACCUUUCUUUUCUUUUUUCUUUUUUCUUUUCUCCAAUGGCGUACCUGUAGCAUAUCAUCAUUUCUACAUUUAGGGCCUAAUUUGCUAAAGAUCCUAAAUACAGCGUGCUAAAUUGAGUGUUUGCACCAACAGAUUACAUGUGCUGCAUGUGUGUUUAUGAAGAAUCUUUUACGAAGAUUCCAAAUAGCAGGCAUUAAAUUGCGUGUUCAUGCGCUACUGUACAACAGAUUACGCGCUAUUGACAGCAGAUUUAAAAGUCAGUGAGACAGCCAUAUUCAAAAGAGGAUUUUGCACUUCAGGUAGCUCUGAUGGUUUUUACUACACUACAUGGAAAAUUUGAAAGUGCAAUGCAAGCACAAAAUGGAAAUAUCCACCUAUAACGACAAAUGCAUUCCAGAAUCAUCAGAAUUUUACUGUAAUCUGGUGAUGAUAGAUUACAUUUUUUUCAAAAAGAGGAUUUCUGUUGUGUUAAAUAAAUUGAGUUUCCACACAAAGUGAACUGCAUCGCAGCUGUGCUCUAUUUAAAAAAAAAAAAAUCAAGGAUUUCAGAAGUUUUUAUAUGUUUGACCUAGUUUACUGCAUCCAUUGCAUUUUCGGGUUGAGUAAAAGCUUUUUAGGGUUUAUUUGAAGAACAUUACUCCUUACGUGUCUGUGGCGUAUGUUAGCAUGUACAGGAUGUAUACAGGUAUGCAUUAGGAUGUCAUGAAGGCAAAUGAAAUAAUGAACCUGCGAAGGAUUAAUAUACAUGUAAAUUGUGGUAAGAAAUAUUUCACGGGGAGUUUAUCUUGAGAAUUUGAAAAAUUUUCGAAGUUGGUCACUUGCUGAUUUACAGUAAGUGAUUUCUUUGAAGAACACAAAACAUGAUAGUUGAACGGAAUAAAUAUAUUUGCUAUUAGAGACACCGAUGUUGUCCUGGGUCACUCACCAAAAAAGCAGCAUAAAUUCACUGAUGAAUUCUGAUGGAACGGGAUCCAACUCACUUUGUAACUUUGUAGUAUUUGCAAAAGUAAUUGUAAAAGUUUCACACAAUUACUUUCUCAUCCUUAAGCAAAUGACGCGGAUUCACACUCAUCAGACGCUUGAUUGGGCACCUCUUCUCAAUCUAAUGAACACUUUGUUGCCGCGCAGUCUUAAUUACACUAGCUAAAAGUUCAUUUCGAACUAAUGGUGUUGUCAUCUCAAUCCAGUCGUUGAGGAGAAGACCUCAGCAAGGGGGUCAAAAGAAACAAGUUGUAUUUUGGAUCCGGAAUAAAGUCAGGAAUGUGUAAUUGAGACAUCGUGUGUGGUACUGAUAGACGUAACGUCCUUGAUUGAAUAAGGGAAAUAUUGAUGGUCAAAUAAACAAUGUUAUUCUUGAAAAUAUUUUCAGUUACAUACUAAUCUCUCUCGAUCUCAAUUUUUGUUUGGAUACCAGUGUAAUGCUUCGUAAAGGAGUGACCACAGCAACUGCAUCCAAGUCGAAAACUCCAUUUGGCCUCAGUUCUUUCAAGACUUGAUCAGUUCCACAUCAUGACAAAAUUCUCAAAGACUCUAUUAAGAAAAUUUAGACUUCUUUCAGAAGACAUACAUGUUGAGGUAAUUGCUGAAAAUAUGUCGUACCCAAAUGUGGGGAUAGAGUAUUUGUGUUUUCACCAUUUCUGUUUUCCUGAUUUGGGCUAAUACGGUACCCAGGAUCACAUUUGGACAUUUUGCUCUCAUUCACAAACUGCAUCACGGAUUAAAAUUUGCUGUUGACCAGUGAUAUUAUUAGUAGUCUGCCACGACAGCAUGCAUUUUAGCGAGCUAGCUAUGCCCACAAUCUGAAAUACAUCUCCGAAAUGCCACAGUUUAUAAAACAGCUGAAGGCCAUUGUUUAAAUUCAGGAGGAGAUUCCGCGGAUGAGCCUGGCUGAAAAGAGCCCUGGAAGCCUUUUAGCUCGCAAGCUAGCUGGUGGCUAGUACCUCUUGUCGAAGCCUUGUGACGAUCUGGUCGGAUUUAUUCCAACUACCAGGGCUUUCAAGCAGAUAUUUGCGCUGCUCAAACACAUAACGAGGCAUAGGCACAAGAAUGAUCAAGUAACAGACAUUUGAUUCAGUUGAAUGUGGUUUCACGUAUUCAUUGGACACGGUCACAGCAUUUUGAAGCCUCAUUUGAUAUUUUGGUAUUUCUUAAAAUAAUUUGAGUUCAGCAGACUUUUGAACAAUGCUCUAUCCUGUGAGGUGUCAAAUUUAGAAGAUGAAGACUUAUUUCCACAUUAUCUGGACAUUAAUGAUCUUGUUGUCAUCUGUUAGUCAUAGUAGAUACUUUGUCUCAUCGUACCAAAACAAUGAUAGGUCAGAGUUUGGAAAUAAAAAGGAACAAAUUAAAAAGGAAAAACCAAGCACAGUUUUCAAGCUGUUUAAUUUAUCCUCCCACAGUCACAUCACGAUUGAUGAUCAUUGCUCCAGGUAUAGAGAAGCUAAAUUGAUUAAAAACAUGGAUGUCACUUCUGCUUGUUGUUGCGUGAAACAGGUGUUGGCACUUUACUGUGUAUGGCAUUCAUGCAAAUUCACGUUAGCUCAACAUUUUCCUUCCUCCAUUGUUU